AUGGAUCCUGUCUCUCCAGAAAGAAGGAGGUUGUUACCCUCUUCUUCACUUGUUAACAAUGCAAGUAAAAGGAAGUACAAACCUUUCAACUGCUUCAGUAACUACUGUAAGGAAUUAAAGUCUCGUUUAUUGAGUUUACCAUUAAUCCUCCUACUGAUUUAUUCUCUGCCAAUAACAGUUAGCUAUUCGAUUUUUGAAAUUUUUUUCAGACAUUUUUCUCACAACCCUUACAACCAAUGUGGAUCUAUUGGGUCUGGUAAUAAUACAGUAUUUCAUAAUCUUGGAAUUAUAGUUUUAAAUGCUCUCUUUCUUCUUGCCCCUUUCUGUGGUUGGUUAUCAGAUACUAAGAUUGGUAGGGGUAAUGCUAUUUAUCUUGGUCUAUGGCUUGGUUGGAUAGGCACUUUAUUGUUUGCCAUUGGAUGCUGUUUGCAAUAUAAUUCAUGUGGCACUACUGCUCUCAUAGUAGGAGGAUAUGUGUUUUUUGGCAUAGCUUUUGUUUUCAUGUUAGUCUCAUUGUCACUUUUGUUCACUAAUAUAUUACCAUAUGGUAUAGAUCAGUUGAUGAAUGAAUCUGCUAUCAAAAUAAGAGCAUUUAUUCACUGGUACUGGCUAUGCCUUUAUAGUGGCUACAUAUUUUUUGUUGUAUCGAAUGAGCUCAUUGCUUCAGUUGUGGCUUUUGCUCUGUUUUCUUUUUCUCUUUGUCUUCAUUUUCUUUUUAAGCAUCGUUUUGAGCACAUACCUAUUCCUAAUCCUUAUAAAAUUGUAUUUAAAGUAUUGAAGUUUUCUCUCAAAACUAGUCGCACUAGAAGACAGCAUCGUAGUGCAUUCACAUACUGGGGAGAGGAGCCCAGUAGAAUGGAUAUUGCUAAGGAGAGGUAUGGUGGUUGUUUCUCUUAUGAAGAAGUGGAAAAUGUAAAGACUUUUCUACGUAUUGCUGUUGUUUUGGCAGCUGUUUUCUCCUUAUUUGUCUCUAAUUUUCCCUUUUUUAAUAGUUCCUCGUAUUUUGUUGCACAAUUUAAAAAUGGUUAUGAAGGAAUUGCUGCCAAUGCUAUCUGGCUUUUAAGCAACAUCAUCCCUUUGUUUGUUCUGGUCCCUUUGUUUGAACUGGUUAUUCUACCUCUCUUCCCUAAAUUUGAAUAUUUUAUAAUUAAUCCAUUGAAAGGACUUGGUUUGGCUAACAUUCUUAUUUUAUUGUCUAUUGUUAGUUUAUUCCUCAUUGACUUGAUUGGAAGGAUUACUAGCAGCAUUUCUGAAAUGCCUUGCUUCUUCAUAUGGGAACCAGUUAAUAAAACUAUUCAAAUUUCAUAUUGGAUACUACUCAUACCAUCAGUAUUAGCUGGUACAUCAUUAUUUCUCUCUUACACAUGUAUCCUGGAGUUUAUGUGUAGUCAGUCUCCUUAUGGUAUGCAUGGAAUGAUCAUUGGACUGUUCUGGUUUUUGCACGGUGUAUUCCUUGACAUUGCUGCAGGCUUUUUAUUAAUAGUUUAUUAUCACCCUAUACCGUCAGUCUCGUUUAUGUCAUGUACCUCAUGGCUUUUUAUGAUAUUUGGUAUAAUUACUGGUAUAGGAUUAGUGGUGUAUGUAUUAAUAGCUCGAUGGUAUGUCAAUAGGGUCAGGGAUACUGAUCUUGGUCUACGUGCAGCAGUAGAGGAACAUUGGGAGAAUAGACUGAUCACAGCAAAUGCCAUAAAUGACAGUGAAGCAUCAGAAGAUUUUAUUAUAUCUAGUUUUGAUUGA
Molecule: messenger RNA, 1737 nt
Organism: Amphimedon queenslandica
Lineage: Eukaryota; Metazoa; Porifera; Demospongiae; Haplosclerida; Niphatidae
Product: solute carrier family 15 member 4-like
Exons: 1
Coding region: 1-1737 (578 amino acids)
Source: RefSeq, a predicted model, not a curated record